AUGGCUAGCUCCUCUGAUGCUACAAGCUCCGAUACCGAGCCUGUGGAGUACCUUGCCACAGCGCGAGCGAGACGAAGCACAGCGGGGAAUCAUAUGAGCACUCUACUCGAUGCAGAAGCGGACGACGAGCUGGCACUCCUUUUCGCGGAGGACGAGGAGGAUGAGGAAUUCACGUUCGGCGAAGAAGAAGGGGAGGGAGAUGGAGCAGCGGCCGUGGAAUACGCAGACGAUAUGGAGCUUGAUUCCUCAUCUGACGAAGAAGAUCGCGGCCCCGAUUCAAAAGAAGGUGAAUUAGAGGGUGAAGAAGAGCUCGAGAAGCAAGCAAGGGCGGAACGAUUAGCGAAAAAACGAAAAGCACACGAAUCGUUACGAUUAACAGCUCUACGCAAAAAGGUCAAGAUCGAUCCCAAUCUCCCCUCUCGUCCGCUUACUGCCGCCGCACCGCGCCAGAGAAAGAAGUCCGAGCGAAUAUCCUGGCUCCCCACCCCCGAAGAUGGACCGACGCGGUCAUCCUCCCGGAUGCAAACGGUGCGAAACAAAGAGCUUACUCACGCGCGAUUAAAAGACAGCGAGCAGCGACGCAUCCGACUAAUAGCCACGAUGGAACGCGCGGCCCAGCGAAAGGAGAACAUGAAGUCCAAGCAGAUGACACAAGCAGAUCGGUUGGCGGAAGCCGCGAAGACGGAACGCGUCAAUCGCAAGACGUUGAAUCGAUGGGAGGAAAUGGAGAAGAAGCGGACAGAGGAACAGCAGGCCAGGCUGGAGGCCCUGCAGAAUCGUCGACUGGAAGGGCCGGUGGUGACGUGGUGGAGUGGGAUUGCGAAAUGGAUCAAUGACCGGCUGGCUCAGGUGGGGAUCAAGACCUACGCGCAAGUGGCUGAAAGGGAACCGGUCAAGAGGAAAAAGAAUAAGGAUGCGGCAGCUCAAGAGCCAACGAAAUGUAUCCCGGCAAAGACAUCGGAUCAGCAAGAGCACAUUUCCACAGUGCAAGCAGCUCAACCCGAGGGGGGAGCAUCAGGGACGGCGGCUCAGCAAGGACUAUCCACACGAACGCCAAAAGAUCAAGUCCAAAAGCCUCUGGACGAUGGCAUAUCGUUCUUAGAUGGGAUUCACCUCUACGCCUCUAUGAAUGAUGAAACUAUAUCCACAGAUCAUCCUCCAAAUAUUCAACAACCUAAAGAAUUAGAGAGGGAGGGUCAACAGGCGCACACUACUGCAGAACAAGCCACAGAUGUUUUACAACCUCCUGGAACAGCAACACUAGCAACUAGCGAGAAUGUGCAAGAUACCAGAGCCGAAGAACCUACCAUACAAACACCUUUGAAACAGCCAACAUUGACAACAGGCUCAACAACAGACGUUAAGUCGCCGACUCAAUCAGCCACACUCCCAGGAUCAUCGACAGAAACCUCAGGUCCCCAACCACCACCGAAUACCGAACUUUCGCAACCUUUAAAGGCCGACACCAGUCUACUAGUUCCAUCCCCUCAACAACCACCCAAGAUCGAAACCUCAUCUCGCAAUUGUAUCAUUCUCGAAGAUUUCGACUCAACCACGCCGCAAGAGCGAAGCGAAUACAGCAUUCUCUUCAACCCACGUAAACCCCAGAAACUACAAAAACCCACCCAAGAGAUCUGCCCCAUAACCGGUCGGUCCGCCCGGUACCGAGAUCCCCAAACUGGGGUUUCAUACGCAAACGCCCAAGCGUACCGUGAGAUCCGCCAAGUUCUGGCUGGGCGAUACGCCUGGAGUGGGUUUCUAGGAUGCUUUGUGGGUGAACUCGGGGGUGGUGCACGCGGCGUGCCGGAGCGGUUCUUGGCUCCAAACGUGCCUCCACCGCGCGAGAUUCUUGUGCCGCCAGCACCCGUCAAGGUUGAAGGAGGCCCGGGGUCGGAUGGCCCUCCUGACAAGCCUCCUGUUAGUGUAGGCUCUACGCAGGGUGGUGAAGGAGGGGGAUCUAGCGAGUGA
Messenger RNA from Uncinocarpus reesii 1704, 1968 nucleotides. RefSeq lists its product as uncharacterized. The coding region runs from base 1 to 1968 and encodes 655 amino acids. The transcript is spliced from 2 exons. Gene Ontology annotation, molecular function: ATP-dependent H2AZ histone chaperone activity. NCBI's taxonomy places the organism in Eukaryota, Fungi, Ascomycota, Eurotiomycetes, Onygenales, Onygenaceae. The record is from RefSeq and is a predicted model, not a curated record. Gene Ontology annotation, biological process: regulation of DNA-templated transcription; chromatin remodeling. Gene Ontology annotation, cellular component: nucleus.